Molecule: messenger RNA, 3668 nt
Organism: Archocentrus centrarchus (flier cichlid)
Lineage: Eukaryota; Metazoa; Chordata; Actinopteri; Cichliformes; Cichlidae
Product: delta-like protein 4
Exons: 11
Coding region: 419-2482 (687 amino acids)
Biological process (GO): cell communication; multicellular organism development; Notch signaling pathway
Cellular component (GO): membrane
Molecular function (GO): calcium ion binding
Source: RefSeq, a predicted model, not a curated record
GUCACUAUGCGCUGAUGCUCCGCCACAUGCCCGCAUCACUGUUGGCAAAACAAGCCUCACAUCAGCACUGCAAACACAAACAACAUCUAACCGGCACGAUGGAUGGGCAACAUAAAGACCGCAGAAUGACUCACUUGUGGAUAUUGACGUUACUGAUAAUUGUCUAACCUCAAGCACACGGAUAACUCGGUCUUUUCCAACUUCUUCUUCUGGAUACGGAUUGUGGAGCUGGAUCUUGUCCUUACACGCUUUUGGGGAAAAAAAAAAAAAAAAGGAUUCUAUUUAUUCUGAUCACUUUAUUUUUAUCAUCACAGAAUUUUUUUUAAACAUUUUUUUGGGCUGUCAUCCCUUUGGAAUAGGAGCGUCUUUUGUGGGAGGACAAACUGUUUUUUUAAGGAUACGCACAUAAAACUAAAGGAUGGCCGUUUGGGUCACAUCUGUCCUCGCAAUAGUUAUAACAGUAUCUACUCAGGUUUUCGGGACGGGUGUGUUCGAGAUAGAGCUGCAUCAUUUUCAGAACACGAAAGGUUUGCUGGCAAACGGGCUCAGCUGCAGCACGACUGGCUGCAGGACUUAUUUCAAGGUUUGUUUGAAGAACUUCCAGAAGGAGGUGUCUCCUGGAAACUGCAUAUUUGGCAAGGCCACCACACCUGUUCUGGGCACCGACUCCUUCAGCAUCCAACAAGACUUCAGGCUACGUCUGCCGCUCAACUUCACCUGGCCGGGUGCUUUCUCCUUAGUUAUUGAAGCCUGGUAUUCUCCUACAGCGGAGCAGCCCGGAGAUACCACCAACCCCGACUUCUUGAUUAGUUCUUUUCCCAUCCAAAGACAGUUGGGAAUAGGGCGUGAGUGGUCCCAGGAUGUGCUGAGCGGGACGCAGACGGAGCUAAGGUACUCAUACCGGUUCAUCUGCAAUGAAAAUUACUACGGGGACACUUGUUCCAAAAUAUGCACUCCGAGAGACGACCGUUUUGGCCACUACACCUGCAACCCUGACGGGCAAAUGGCCUGUCUGCCGGGAUGGAAGGGAGAAUACUGCCAAGAACCAAUCUGUCUUGAAGGGUGCAAUAAGAGGAAUGCAAACUGCACAUUACCUGGAGAGUGCAAAUGCAGACAGGGCUGGAAGGGGCUCUUCUGUGAUGUGUGUGAACUCCAUCCAUCCUGUAAACACGGUACCUGUAAAGAGCCCUGGCAGUGCCUCUGCAAAGAAGGCUGGGGGGGCAUCUACUGUGACCAAGACCUGAACUACUGCACCCACCAUAGACCCUGUGCAAACGGGGCUACGUGUUUGAACACAGGCCAGGGCAGCUACACCUGCACCUGCCUGCCAGGCUUCACUGGGGUUAACUGCGACUCGGAGGUCAGGGAAUGUGACAGGCAGACCUGCCACAACGGAGGCCACUGCCUGGACUCUGAGAAUGGGUAUAGGUGUGUAUGUCCAAAAGGAUUCGAAGGACAACACUGUGAACACAGGAUACUCACUUGUGCCGACACACCAUGCUUCCAAGGCGGCAAGUGCAAAGAGAGAGAUAAUGGGCAUAGUUACAUAUGCGAGUGUCCACCAGGAUACACUGGACUUAACUGUGAGAUGAAAGUGGAUAAGUGUACCUCACUGCAGUGCACCAAUGGUGGACAUUGCGUGGCCCGUGGUAACCUCAGAGUAUGCAGCUGUCGCUCAGGCUUCACGGGACUGCGCUGUGAGAUCAACAUCAACGAGUGUGCCACAAACCCAUGUGCAAAUGGCUCCACCUGCAUAGAUCGCAUUAAUGACUACACCUGCACCUGCCCCCUAGGGUAUACAGGCCGCCACUGUGACAAGCCCACAGACCACUGUGCUUCUCAACCCUGCCUCAAUGGAGGGACCUGCACCGUAGGAGCCAAAGGCCAGUCUACCUGCAUCUGCCCUGCCCAUUACAGUGGCCCCCAGUGCCAGUUAAACAGUGGAAAUUCAGCCAACACCCCCAGCCCCCAAAUAGACCAGACCAGUGACAAGCUAGACUUGGUAGCCAUCAGUUUGGGUGUAGGCAUAGUAGUUGUUCUGGUGCUUUUCUGCAUGGCAGCGGUGGUAACACGGCACAUCAAGAAGCGGAAGAAUAAGGAGCAGGACUCGGACACCAUGAACAACCUCUCCAAGGUCGACCUUCAGAAAGAGAACCUCAUCUCGACUCUAGAGCUCAAGAACACCAAUAAAAAGUUUGAUUUGGAGGUGGACUGUCCCAGGGAAAAGUCUAAUCACAAAUACAUCAACCACUACCACCUGGACUAUAAAGCCUCCGCGAGGUACAAGGAUGAACUGUCCCUUGUGGGCAAAGAUGAAAACUGUGAAAAGUCAAUAGAAGACACAAAACAUUUAAGUAGAAUGUACAGUGAGAGACCGGAGUGUAGAAUAUCUACAAUAAGUUCUUCUGGAGAUCCAAUGUACCAGUCUGUCUUUGUAAUAGCAGAGGAAAAAAAUGAAUGCAUCAUCGCAACUGAGGUAUAAUAAAUGGAAUAUAUUGUUCAUCGUCAACAUUGGAUUUCUUGUGGACUGUUUACAAGUGUGGAGAGACUGGGAUUUAUUUAAAUGCAAGUUGCUGCUCUUGAAAACUUGAUAACUGGAUAGAGCUUGUGUGCUCUCUGAAUGCAAUAGGACUAAAGCUACUAAUCUAUGUGCGAAUGUAAAGGCUAAAAAAAAAAAAAAAAAAAAAAAAAGGAAAAAAAAGGGAAAUGAUGAGCAAAUCAGGCUUGUGGAUCCGCCUUCAACGUUUUACGGCUCGCGGCCUCGUCCGCUCUGUUCAGGCUCCCCCGAAGGCAGCAGGCCAAGAUGUGCGUGCCUGCAUGCUGAUUGAAAGAAGAGGGCUAUCCUGAUGGGCUCUCUCCAUCUUAUUGCAGUAAUCAGCAAUCAUACAAAUCAACUUACUGCCAACAGGAAUGUGGACAGAGCCAGCUUUUUCCAAUUCGUUUGACCUGGGAUGCGCUAUGCAAACAAAAGCCAGCAUUGUGCUAAAGAAGAAGAAAAAAAAAAAGAAACUACUGAAAACGGUUCAUUUUUUGAGAGAUGUUUGUAGGGUUAUUGUUUGAAAAUUCAAUCCGUUUUUAUAAAGAAUGUAUUCAGCCUUGAUCACAAAGCCUUACAUCCUUUUUGAGCGAAUUAUUGUGCCCUGCUCAUCUUGAUUUCUUUGCACAACAACAUUGAGGUAACAGUGAAAAGAUCAAAAGAUGCAAUAUGCUAAAGCGCCAUGCAGGGAAACUCAUGAUAAGGCCUUGUUUUACUUUAUGCAAAAUCACCCUUAAAUAAAGACAAAGAAAUACGUGUUGUGACUAUCGUACCAAGGACGCCUUCAAAGGAAAUUACUGAAUCAAUAAUGUUAUUUUGUAAGAUUAGCAUUUCAUUAGUAAUUUAAGUAUAUGAAGCACUGAUUUUUCUCUUUCUAUGUUUUAUAAGAUUAUUUUGUAUAUACUGUAUAUUUAUAUGUUGAGAUUAGAAGUAUGACUUGUACAUCUGUUUUUAAGUCAAUGCCUCGCAAAGGUGAAUAUAUUUUUUAAGUGUUUCUGGUGUUUUAUUUUAUUUUUUUUGCUAUGAAAAGAAACAAGAACUACAUAUCUGGUACACUGUCUGUUUGUCAGUCUUCGUUGGUCGAGUGUACAUCUGGUCAAAUAGAGAUCCUAAAUUAAAUGUUGGAAUCAUC